AGUGUAACGUGUUGUGCAGAUCAGUGCUAGGCCUUGCAGAGAGCGAAAUCGUCAGCUGGCGAAGGACGAUUAGCUUUUCUCUUCGCGCCAUUUGUCUGCAGAUAAAAACCGGCGGGAUAUAGGUGUUUCUCUGUAGUGUGCCAACACAAGAAGACAUUCUAUCUGCCAUAUCGGUUGAGAAGUGUAACCCGAGACUUGAAGACCCUCUUUCUCCGGGUGUUCGAGCAUCAGACUAUCGAGUGUGUUUUAUUUUUUAUUUUUUUUUGUUUCGGACGGAAGGUGUUUAUGUGUUUUCAUUCACGGCGGAAGUUGUGCGGCGAUGACGUCGGCUGUCACGUGGCCAUUCCGGAAAUGAUUCCAACGUGACGGUGGCGAUGGGAGACGACAUCCUUUGCUGCCCCAUUGGGUGAUAUGAAGGAGUACGGUUUAUGAAGAUUGUCAUGGCAACUGCUAUGGAAAGACAUAUUCAACAGACUAAUGAAAGAUUACAGUGUAUAAAAGAGGCCCUAAAUUCUUCUUCUGGUUUCCAAAGUGCUGCUCGAGAAUUACUAGAGUGGUGUGGUGACGCUCGAGCCUUUCAGAAAGUAUUCGAAAACAAUUUAAUCGGCUGUUUAACGGUCGUUAGUCGUGUAGCCACACAACGCGGGUUCGAUCUCGAUUUGGGCUAUCGACUGCUCGCAGUUUGUGCCGCUCAGAGAGACAAAUUAUCCCCUAAAUCUGCAGCUUUACUUUCGGUUUGGUGUGAAGAGUUAGGCCGUUUGCUUCUACUGCGGCAUCAGAAGUGCCGCACGGGUGGAGAAAGUCCUAAUAAACAGACAGGUGCGAUGUAUCAACCCCUCCAGAAGAACCUUCCGCCUCAGAGGUAUGGACCAAAUCCUUCAAAUGUUGGGAAUGGCAUGGGUGGUGCAAUGCCAAAUGCAGGAGGAAAUGGAGAUUUUCAAAAUCCUCACAAUGCUCUCAGUGCUGCCGCUCUGGUUGCUGCAGCAGCAACAGCUACAGCAACAGCAACAGCUAGUGUUGUUGCUCUUCAAGAAAGGCAGCAGCAAGAGGUAGUUAUGAAUAAUCAGUACAGUCAGAUGCAGGGAAUGCAGAACCAACAGUUUCAACCAGGUUAUGGUCCUCCUGCACCACAACGUGUACCUUCCAAUCCUGGAAUGACAAAUCCACUUAAUACUCCAUUAGGAACUCCAAUGGCAGGUGCAAUGUCUAAUCAGAUGCCUGGAAAUAUGAAUUCUGUAAACAAUGCAAUGAUGGGAAUGCCUAAUUCUAUGAAUUCUGUUAAUUCCCAAAUGUCUAUGAAUGGACCUAUGAACAUGAAUAAACCUAUGAUGCAUGGUCUUCAGAAUAUGGCUGGACCUGGCCAGCAGACACCAGGAAUGUAUCCUGGAGCAACUACUGGAAUGGGUGGACAAGUUCGUGGCCGAUCUGCACCAUAUCCCAGUCCUCAACAAAUAUCUCAAAAGAGAGCAGCACAAUAUAAUCACGUUGCCCAAUCUUAUAGCCCUGCAAUGCAAGGUUAUGGACCAGGAACACAACAGGGUUAUGCACCAAUGCAGUAUUCUGGUGGUCAAGCUCAAUUUGCUAAACAAUAUGGGCCAACAAUGCAGCAGCAAACUAUGGCUUCGAACAAUUACCUCUCUCAACAACAAAUGCGUCCUACUAUGAGACAGAGUGCACCUCCUUAUGCUGGACAGGCUGGCCAGUAUUAUCAGCAAAGUCAAAUGAAUGGUGCAUCCCAGCAGGCUCAGUAUGACCCUACUUAUGGUUCUCAGUAUCCACAGCAAAAUAUGCAAAGGAACAUGAAUUAUCAACCAUCUCCUAUACCAGGAAAUCCCACCCCACCUUUGACACCAGCAUCUGGCGUACCACCUUAUUUAUCUCCUAAUCCUGAUCUCAAACCAACAUUUCCUGACAUUAAACCACCAAUCCCACCCCCAAAAGAUGAUGAAUUACGUCUGACAUUCCCGGUUCGUGACGGAAUUAUUUUAUCACCCUUUCGAUUGGAACACAAUCUGGCAGUGAGCAAUCAUGUCUUCCACCUAAAGCAAUCUGUGCAUCAAACAUUAGUAUGGCGAACAGACUUAGAACUCCAGUUGAAAUGUUUUCACCAUGAAGAUAGACAGAUGAAUACCAAUUGGCCUGCAUCAGUGCAAGUAUCUGUUAAUGCAACUCCUCUUAGUAUUGAUCGUGGAGAAAACAAGACAUCUCACAAGCCUCUGUAUUUAAAAGAAGUUUGUCAACCUGGUCGCAAUACAAUUCAGAUUACGGUUACGGCUUGUUGUUGUUCACAUCUGUUCUUACUCCAACUUGUACACAGACCAACAGUACGUUCUGUGUUACAAGGUUUGUUACGUAAACGAUUACUUCCUGCGGAACACUGCAUCGCCAAAAUAAAACGUAACUUUACUAGUGUUGCUGCUUCAAACAAUAGUGCUUUAAAUGGAGAAGAUGGUGUAGAGCAGACUGCUAUUAAAGUAUCCCUUAAAUGUCCUAUAACAUUUAAGAGAAUAACUUUGCCAGCCAGAGGACAAGACUGCAAACAUAUCCAAUGCUUUGAUUUAGAAUCCUAUCUUCAAUUAAACAGUGAUAGAGGUGCAUGGAGAUGCCCAGUGUGCAAUAAACCAGCAUUGUUAGAAGGUUUAGAAGUAGAUCAGUAUAUAUGGGGCAUAUUAACAAAUCUAAGUAAUUCGGAUGUUGAAGAAGUUACAAUUGAUGCCUCUGCCAGUUGGAAACCAGUAUCUAUGAAGACGAUAAAAGAAGAACAUGAUGGAGAAUCCAUGUGUAGUGGACAAAAGCGAUUCAAAGCUAUGUCUCCAAACAGUAUGACCAUGCCUACAACAAGUAGUUGGGAAAUGGGACAAGGACUUUCUCCUUAUAAUCCUAUUCCUCCUCCUGAUAUGCAAAGUAUUGCAAAUGGUUCUGUAUCCAAUGGUCCUAUGAUGCCCAACGGAAUGAGUUUUGGGAACAGCGGGUUUGAUUUCCAGUCUCAGACAUCAGAUUUUGGCAGCCCACUCUCACAUCUGAAUGAAAGUGUGGCAUCUCUUGAUCCACUGGCUGCUAUGGAAAAGUCAUUAAAUCAUCAUGAACAGGUUAGUUAAAGCUGAAAAAAAAUA
Messenger RNA from Centruroides sculpturatus (bark scorpion), 3113 nucleotides. RefSeq names its product zinc finger MIZ domain-containing protein 1-like. NCBI's taxonomy places the organism in Eukaryota, Metazoa, Arthropoda, Arachnida, Scorpiones, Buthidae. Bases 429 to 3098 code for a protein of 889 amino acids. Gene Ontology annotation, molecular function: SUMO ligase activity; zinc ion binding. The record is from RefSeq and is a predicted model, not a curated record. The transcript has 15 exons. Gene Ontology annotation, biological process: protein sumoylation; regulation of transcription by RNA polymerase II.